Xyrichtys novacula (pearly razorfish) is the source of this 5519-nucleotide messenger RNA. Lineage: Eukaryota; Metazoa; Chordata; Actinopteri; Labriformes; Labridae. The record is from the annotation of a GenBank genome assembly.
GGAUGUCCGAGCAGACCGUGAACGCAUCAGCAGCCCACAUAACGCUUCUCUUCAGCAGCAGGAGCAGGAGCAGCGGGGCCAGCCUGCAGAGCUCUUCCGGAGGCGGAUAGAUAAUCCCCAUCUCUACACGGACUCCUAAUACAAUCAGGAAGGAAUCGCCGCAACUCGUCUCAAGGAAAGAAACACGUUUUGUAAGAUAUUAAAACCCACGAACCAGAAGACCUGAAGAAAAAAAGCGUGGAUCACCAGCGAUGGAUUUAUUCAUUGUACAGUUUCUUUAUUGUGUUACGAGACAAAUCUUAUUGAGGCUAUAAUGUGACAGCUGUUGUCGCAUUUUAUCUAGUCUGGAGUAAAGAACAUCCUGCGUGUGUUUUUUUCUGAUUUGAUCACCAUGAUGGCUUUCAAUCUGGUGUUAACUUUCAUCAUCGCGGCUCUUUGGCGGGUCAGCAGCGAACCACAAACUCUGUCUUCACCCGCGACGCAGCUCAAUACAACAUCCCCAUCUUCAUUAUCAUCAUCAUCAUCAUCCAUCAACAGCGGAGACGGACUGGCGGGUAAUGUCACAGAUGCUGCCGUGGGAUCCCGGAUUUCAUCCAUCAUGACGCAUCUGCCAACUCUGAAAAACAUAGUUAUUUUCAUCUGCGUGCUAACAGCUGCUCUCAUCACAUGCCUGGUCAUCAAAGUGAUCAGGUAGGCAGACUCACACUGUCCCUGUCUCUCUCUCUCUCCCACUCACACGAUUAACCUGCAUCAGCUGCAAGGCCUAAUAAUGACCAACGUUUCAGUAAUCAUAUUAUGAUCAUGAUUUGGAAAUCGCUGCGAUGUUGCAGGUAAAUUAACCGAUUAGGAGCACGCACGUGGAAGGAUCUGGGAUUGUUUAAUGGUUUUACAGGGAAUUUUCCAUCUGUUUCAUAACCUGGAUCUAAAAUAGACUUGUAUGUAGGUUUGCUGUUAUCCUAGUUCAAAGAUGGGGGACAUUGGCAGGACAUUGCAAAUGCUUAUCCCUUUAACUGCCUUUUGUAUCAUAAUUGAUACAUACUUUUAUGAUACUUCCAUCAAAUCAAUAUGAUCAACAAAUUACUAAAACACACCUUAAUACAGUCUGAUAAAUGAUAAAAAUGUCCUCUUGUGGUUUAUCAGUUUCCAAAAACAUCUAAUUUAUCAAACAAGAUCAAUAAAUAAAUUUUAAGGACAUUUUAAUUUUUUUGGUUUCCGCUUUAAAAAAAAAGUUGAUUUUUUGGGGUUAAUGGUUGGAUAGUAUUGUCAAAACAGUACACAAAUUGCCCAUCAUAAACCCCCAGUGCCAUGUUGUUGUUGUUUUUUUUAGUAAGACUUAACAUGAUUAACCAAUUAGGCUAGUUGUAAAUGAAUUGGUUCAUAAAUUUUACACAGAAAAAUGCCUCUUUGACUUAAGAUGUUUUCUUUUGUACCCUCUAUAACUGUUAACUAAUUAUCUUUUGGUUCUGGAAGAAAAACACAAUCUUCUAGGAAAUUUUGAGAAAUUCAUUUUUAUUUUGAGAUCGUUUACAUUUGAGAUGACAGGUUUUAAUAGAGGAAAUACAAGCUGUAUUUAUGGUAGUGUACAUAACUGUUACUUUUAAGCCUUUAAACAGAAGAAUAAAUGAAUGUUUGGCAUGUUGGUUGAUCAAGCAACCCACUUGGAAAGCAAAUUCCUGUAAAACAGGAGCUCCAGCCAUCAUUUCUAAUCUGAUAGAAACACAAGCUGGUAAGAAUUGCACUAACAGGCAGUCGGAGCAUUAUCAUGUUUAUAAGAAUGUUAAAUUCCUGUAAUCCUCUCAGUCUGGAAAAACUGAAAUCGCCCCGCAGUUGCCUGAUUCAGGGAGGUUUUAUUACUUGUGUUUCCUCAUGUUUGUGAUCCUUUUGUUUCACACAGAUCUGGGAGAAGGAUCAGAAAAACACGUAAAUACGACAUCAUAACGACUCCUGCAGAGCGAGUGGAGAUGGCUCCUCUAAAUGAGGAAAAUGAUGAGGAUGAUGACUCAACGCUCUUCGAUGUCAAAUACAGGUUUGUUCUUCUCUUGACUACCAAGACAAAGAGAGCAACACACAUCAGAUGUUCAUGCUGGAAAAAUGUUACAGGUGUAAUCUCUCUAACCAUGGUCUGUGGUCACACAUAACCACAGAGUAAUGCUUAUCAUUCUCUGUAUAGAGAAACAGUGGACACAGUGUAUAAGUAUAGGUAUAAAUUAUGAUAGAGGCAGUGUAAGAUUAGUUCAAACUAAAGUGAAUCUAUCUCCUUUUUUCUGUACUUCUACUUAUCUCAGCUGAUAGCUCUGCACUUAAGAACUGUUUAAUCUCUAUUUGCCUGUGUAAAGCACAUUGUGACUGCUUUGACUAUAGAACUUGGAGUGGAGUAAGCUUGUGCUGCUAGGGUAGCUGUCGAAGUCCCUUAGCUUUUGCUGCUCUUACUUUAUACUUUAGAAAAGUUACAAACAGAAAAUACUAUGAAAAACGAAAGAAUGUUUCUGAACAUCUCUCUCUCUCUUUUUUCGUUUAAGAAACACUGUUUUAGUUCAGACUGUGUUGACUUUGUUUCACCCUUCCGUCCUUCCCAUUGUUCUCUAACAUACAACCACUUCCUCAUAGGAAGGUCUGAUCUCCUGUUUACCUGACAUUCCUGACUUCCAAGUUAGACCAGACUCUGCUGGAGGACAUAUUUGUGGACUGAAACAUCAGAUAAGAUUCUUAGUGACUGAAUUUUCUUAUCUGUUUUUUUUUUCAGGUGAACUCAGCACAGACAUCCAGAUUUGAUCACUCCUUUUUUUUCUGGGACAACUCAAGUGAUUUCUUAUAUUUUCAUGAGUCCUAAAGUCUUACCAAAUCACCAUCUUCUUUGCUGCUUGUGCAUGGCUUUUAUCUGUGUUAAACGGACCGGAGCCACAGAAAUGUCGUAAUUUGCUGCUUUACUGACGCUCAUAUCAUGAGGCUCAAAUGCCUGCCCACUUCUCUCUAUGAUUAAACACCAGGAAGCUUCCAGCCGCCUCAUGGUAUUCAGUUACAGUCAAGCUGGAUGUGACUCUCCAGCAAAUCAUCCUUGCAAAAAAAAAAAAAAAAAGACAUUUGAUUUGGACAAUUAUCAUAAUUUAUUGAAACCACUGAGCAUCACAUCGCUGUUUGACUGUUGAGCCUCAAGUGUCAGUGUCUGGUUCGGAUCUUUAAUGAUAUCAUAAAAUGCAGGAUUUACGGCACUUUAGGAUGUUAUUGAAUAUGUAAUCUCUAUAUCAGUGCUGAUGGCCAAUCGGUCCCAUCAGUGACAUUUUAACGUACAACAAAUUUUGUGCAAAUCAAAUGUAGUACUUGCACACCAGGAAGAAUAUACUGUAAUUUAUAUUUUACCUAAACUUUCUACCAAAAAUGUGUCUAAUAACCAAUUUAUUGUGCAUAUACACUGAUUUAUUUCCCUCCUAUUUUGAGUGUGCAUAGAUUAUUUUUAUUGAGAGUUGACAAACAUUCCUAUUUUGCUGCCGUAUCAGUGAAAGUUCAAAGGUUUAAAUGAAGAUGAGAAGAAUAUUGUCAGGUUUGUGAGGUGUUUAUACAUCUGUUUGCUUUGAAUGUAAAUGCUGUAAACCUCUGUGGUCAGGUGUUUUAAGCCACGGUCGGAUUAAAGUUUAUCAGGGGACCACUGAUUAUUGUCAAUAGCAUCUUAAAGGACUACAGUGAUGUAGUUACAGCCUUUUAACUUAACCAACAGGAACCCUGUGUCUGAUUUUGAAGAUCAAGCCAUUUAAAAAAAUAUUCCACAUACCAGUAACUUGAUCUAAAAAUUAAAGAGCAAAGUCUCCCACUGAAACUUGAUUAAUGGCUAACUGACUUUUGUAAUGUCUAACUGAAAUAGGGCCAUUUUUUCUCUGAGCCUUACAUGUUUUGGUUAAAGAAAGGCUCAGUGUCAUCUGCUGGAUGUGACAUUUUGGUCAAAUUAAGCCUUUUUUUCAAGCUCAGUCUAUCUAAAUGUUAUUAUACUGGGGUCUUGUUUUAUUAUGCAGUGGUGUCUUGCAGGAGACACCCAUCAGCUGCAGUGCUGUAUAUCAGCUCUCAAACAAAGCCUGGUCUACAGAGUUUAUGAUGUUUUGAUUUAUCUACAUUUGAGUUAAUGUCAGAGCUUUUACUACAGAGUCCUUGUUUGAUUUGGCUACUUUAUUAUAUCUUUAAUCCAAACAUUAUGUGCUAUAAGUCUGAUCUGGAGCGAUUAUUAGAGAGAUAGCAGUGAGCUUACAGUGUAGAUUUAAUCUUCUGCAGGGAAUAAGUUGAGUUGUUGGUGAGCUUUUUAUCUCCAAACUGUUAUGUGGUCGUACACUGUUUCCUAUUACAUGUGCAGCUGUUUCCAAAUGACCUCCAUAUCUGUUUCACAGACACAGAGAAAUUCACAAUUGAACAUGUUCUUUCCAGGAGAAAGAAGAUUGUGUAUCUUUCUUAGUUUUAAAGCGAAAGUUAUUGAAAUGAUAGAGAAACAGGAUGCAUUUAUCAUCAUUUUCAGAUAAACUGUGCAGGGAAGAUGUGUUUGAAUCAGUUUAGAGUCAUGUGUGAAAUCAAACUUCUGACAUAUUUUUGAUAUGAUGUAUUUAAGCAGAUUGCUGGUUAUUUCCUGUGUUGUCGAUCAUACUGUGUGACUACUUUUCAUUUCUGUAUUAGGUCAUGUUAAAUGUAGGCUUUCACUGUUUGUGCAGAUCUACAUGAAUUUGUCUUGCCACUCCUUCUCCUCCUAUUGUUGUUUUUGGAUCUUUGUUAAACAGUAGAAGAAAACUUAUCUUGUAAAGAUGCUAACCCUGUUUUUUUAGGACUGAAUCAUCUGCUGCAAAAGUUCCUCUCAUUAAAUGAAUUAACGUCAUUGUGGUAGCUGUUUGAAUGCUGUGGCUAAUUUUCCUUGUCCCACAUUUAAGUUAAGAUGGCGAAACAGUUUUAGAAGUUUAUUAGAAACAAGCCCCCUCUUGGUUUUUGACACAAAGAUGUUAAGUGUACCCACAACUUUUUCCUUAGUUUCCAGUUCUUUAAAAACUCUACAGAAAAUAAAAAGUGCUCCUUUUGAAGCCAUAAAGCUCAGCAGACAUCCUGGAAAUAGUUUUUCUAACCAUUCUUGUUCAUUUGUGUAUUUCCUGUCAUAGAAAACACAUAGAAAAGUACAUUCACUUUGUCAUAACUACAUGAUCCAAGUGCCCUUGAGUCAUACUAAACAUUUUAAAUACAAAAAAAGUUAAUAUAUACUUAAGUUGAAUGUAUCAAGACAAGACACAUGCAAAGCUUACAUCAGUUUGCAGUCAUUUGUACACUGAACAGUUGUUCACAUUGAGUAUACAGUAUAAGACAAAGUGUUUGAUAAAUCCUCACAGCAUCAUCUCCACUGUUUCACAGCAGAACACAAACUUCAUGUCAGUGGAAACUUUUCUAACUUGUGGCAAACUCCAGAUUCUGGGUUAAUUAACUUAAUUGUGUCGGUCACAGAGUGUUUCUAUUUUUGCCCAGCACAGACAAGCUCACACAAAUAAACCUUUCAUUGCUCCAGA